Myodes glareolus (Bank vole) is the source of this 2067-nucleotide messenger RNA. The record is from RefSeq and is a predicted model, not a curated record. Lineage: Eukaryota; Metazoa; Chordata; Mammalia; Rodentia; Cricetidae.
GUGUGCCCCAGCACACUUCACCCUAGCAAAAGAAUUUGCUAUCAUACAUUCCAACAAUAACGCCUCCUAUUAUCAUUGGUUCCUCUAGAGUUGGAGUUCUUUAACCUAGUGUACCAAUACACACCAUCUGAAGGCAAUGGCAGUCAGAGUUAGAGUGGAAUACCAUUCCUUGGUCACACCCCGCCUUCAAUAUAAUCUACAGCACAACCCAGCUCCAUGCCUGACCAAUCUCUGCUCAAGAUGAAGUCUCCACAGUGUCCUUCUACCUAGGUUGCCAUUAGAGUGUGUGGCAAAGAGGAAAAAUGACUUCAAGUGUGAUAAUUAAAAGAUCUUUAUGCUUCAAUUUCCUUAUCUCUAAUAAUAUGGGGAUGAGAAUAAUAAUGAUGGUGAUAGCAUCUAACAGAACAAUUAAAAAAAAAAGGCAGGGCAAGGCAAGGAAACCCAAUUUCUGUGAGUUUGUGGCCAGCCAGGGCCACAGAACAAGACUAUGACUCAAGCAAAACAAACAAAAAUCCAAACAAUUCAGAGGCAGAGAUAAAUUUGGAAGUGAGACGGCAGGAAGCUGAGGGAACUUCCAGUUCUCCCUGGACCAGGUCUCUGGAAAACCAGCCAGAACCUCAGCUGUCAACAAACUGGUUUAAUUCCACAUACGGCAUGAACUCGACACACAUGCGUAUGAGAACUACCAACUGGUCAGCUCCGAUUGUGUGGACUGACACUUACAAUGAGUCAGCCUUGAAAAAGUAUUAUAAAAAGCAUCCAGUUGCCGUGGGGCUGGUUGUGUUUGCAGUGGGGAGAUACCUUGAGUACUACUUGGAAAGCUUUCUGCUAUCUGCUAAUAUGUUCUUCAUGGUAAACCAAAGGGUCAUCAUUUAUGUCAUGUUGGACGACUUUUCCCGUAUGCCAUUUAUAAGUCUGAAUCGUCUCCGGACGUAUAAAAUUUUUAAAGUUAAGCAAGAGAGGAGGUGGCAGGACAUCAGUAUGAUGCGCAUGAAGACCAUCAGUGAACACAUCGCUGAUCACAUACGGCACGAAGUGGACUAUGUCUUCUGCAUGGAUGUGGAUCAAAUAUUCAAAGGCAGCUAUGGUCUGGAGACCCUGGGAGAGUCCGUAGCUCAGUUACACACCUACUGGUAUAAGGAAAGUCCGAACAAGGUGCCUUAUGAGAGAAACGAGGCGUCGGAAGCUUACAUACCGCUGGGGCAGGGGGAUUUUUAUUACCAUGCUGCUGUGUUUGGAGGCACAACCACCCAGGUUCUCAAGAUCACUCAGGAGUGUGCCCGAAGAAUUAUGAAUGAUAAGAAAAAUAAUAUUGAAGCCGUUUGGCACGAUGAAAGCCACUUAAAUAAGUAUUUCUUUCUGCACAAACCCACUAAAAUCUUGUCACCAGAAUUUUGCUGGGAUUUACGUAAGGAUACGACUCCUGAUAUUGAGACGGUUAAGCUCUCUUGGAAUUUUAAGCAUUAUGAAUUUCUUAGAAAGGAAGUAUAGUCCCCUCGCCCUUUCCUCAUAUUUCUGAAUUGAAGAGUAUCAGUUUCUUUGGAAAAUUAGUACCUGGAAUAUUUUAACGAUAAAAAUCCGCUACCAAAUGGCAAGCUCACCAACAGUGAGCUCACCUUCAGCUCACAUCCGUGUUGAGUGACUCAAUAAGGGACAGAGCGGUCACAGAGUGAGUCCGCUGGGAGCGGACGGAGAGGCGGUAAUUUCGCAUUGAGCAAAUGCUGCAAACAAUAGUGUGCUAGCUCAUGAUGGAACAGAAUAGAUCCUGGAACUAGAAAAGGAAACGAAAUAUCCCAGCUGAUGAGAACGGUCUUGUGGCUGCUUUCUUCAGGAAUGGCAUCACUGCUAUACUGAAUCAGGGAAGCUGUGGUCAUCUCUGAAGCCCUCACAAGAUAGGGCCCAUCAACAUUCCCUCAUGGGAGGAGGGAAGGGCUCAUGAGAUUCAUGAGGCUCCUUCAUGCCCCCCGAAGAUACAUAAAUGGUUAAUGGUUUCUAGAAAAGAAAGAGGUUUUGUGUGUGUGUGUGUGAAUGUAACUAGACAAUAAAUUCUCCAUGAUCUUUAAGUAA